Zygotorulaspora mrakii is the source of this 4092-nucleotide messenger RNA. It is a transcript of the gene BUD5, whose product is annotated as Ras family guanine nucleotide exchange factor BUD5. The record is from RefSeq and is a predicted model, not a curated record. Bases 1 to 4092 code for a protein of 1363 amino acids. Lineage: Eukaryota; Fungi; Ascomycota; Saccharomycetes; Saccharomycetales; Saccharomycetaceae. Gene Ontology annotation, molecular function: protein binding; guanyl-nucleotide exchange factor activity. Gene Ontology annotation, biological process: Ras protein signal transduction; positive regulation of GTPase activity. The transcript has a single exon. Gene Ontology annotation, cellular component: plasma membrane.
AUGGAUAAGCACCCCAAUGCAACACCACACCUCCCUGUACAUUAUGAAGAUAAUUUUAUUUCCCCUACCAAGCCUUUGGAGAUGUCCAGCGAAUUGGUAGAUAGACAAUACAUUGAUACAGAGUUUGAAUUCGAGGAAACUGAUCAGAGGCAAAUGAUUAAGAACGUAGGAGGUCAUCUAGGGGCAUCACGGAGUUUGAGCGACGACUCAUUCAUCACCGCACAGUCUGUUGACGCAACUGCUUUAUUUCCACAUGAUGAUUUGAUGAAUGCAAAACCAGUAGCCACAUGGACAGAUGAAGAUUCGGGCCAAGAUUUAACACCAACUUUAAAUGUCGAAGCGAUACAAACAGAAGAACUAAUCACACCCAAAGCGGAUGAAUUUAAUACGACUUUUGGAACAAUUGACACUGCUGAUGCAGGCAUUGACUUCUCAGAAAGUACGGCAAGAGAAACAGAAACAGAGCCAGAAUCUGGUUUGGGAAUUGCAACGAGGAUCAGCAGAAUUCAGAUAAAUCCAAUUGCAACCUCCAGGGAAAUGAUUGCGUCAGAGAGGAAGUCCUCACCAGCCAAAGCAAUUCGAACAUCAAUGAUCUUAAACGGUCAAAAAACUCAGGAUGCGACUGAAACUGAUAAAUGGAAUAACGAUAACUUGCACAACCGCGAACUUUAUAAUGUAUCAUAUAACGAUCCAUCAUUCAUCAAAAGUUCGACCAGUUUGAAACGAACUAAUACUGUAAAAAAAAGUUCAGAGAUGAACUUGGACGAUGAAAAUUAUGCAUGCUUGUUUAUCAUUGCUGUGCACUCUUUUAGCGCUAACUCAUUGGAUAAUGCGGAUGACAUAUCAAUAUGCUUGUCUUUUGAAAAAAAUGAUAUUGCGUUUGUGCACACUGUCGAUGAAUCAGGAUGGGGGGAAGUCACUUUAUUAAAAAAUGUUAAAAGGGGUUGGGUACCGUUCAAUUACUUUUCAGACACAGUGAAAUCAAUCAACGAGCAAACGAAAACUUAUGAUCUCCAAGAAAAGACUGAAACAAGACUACCUCUACGGAAACUGCUCUCUGCAAGUGCAAAAUUUCUCUUACACCCACAUGACACCAUGCUACCUGAUAACAGCGGAAAGACUUUCAAUAUAGAUUAUAUUAAUGGCGUAAGAGAUGGCGUGAAAGUAAUACUAGAAAUGACGGAAUGUGUAUCCCGGUCGAACGACUUGGUGCAAAGUAAACCCAAUAUACGCAAGGCUAGAAAAACGCUGCUGGCCAAUUGGUAUAAUUUGAUGAUAAAAGCGGACUAUUAUAAACAUAGUGUUAAAGAAGAGCACAUUGAGACGCUAAUAAAGCUACUUUUUGCAGUACUGAAUCAAGCCUUCAUUUUCUUUGAUACAUGGUCCACAGAAAAAGCGUCUUUUGACGAAGAGAAUAGAAAAGGCAAGAAUCACAGCCCCGUAGAAGAAAAGACUAAUUUAGCGGCUGUGGAAAAGGGACCUUCUCAAAAUUUGAUAUAUCUUGAAGAGCCUCCAACUGCAAUGAAUCGGCUACACGAGAUAUAUGACUUGUUGUUUUGCUAUUCUGGUCUGAUCUUGGGAAGAUUAGAUAUGAUUGAGCACAAUCCUAGCGGGUGUGAGGUUUUGGAGACCAUUGUUCAUCAAGUGAUAGUACUCCUGCGAGAUUUACUAUAUAUCAGCAAAUCCUGUUCUGCAAUUAUUCAGGAGAAAUUCCAGUAUGCAUACGAAAACACACUUCACAAAAAUCUGGAUCCACUACUAUCAUUAGUGUCAGAGUUAGUGUCAUGCGUGAAAGUUUUAGUAACACAAACACUGCAAGAAGAUUACCAAAUAGAAACUAGUAAACAUUUAAUCAAAGAUGAGGGGUACCAUUACACUGAUCAAGGUCAGAGACUAACAGAUAUUGUUGCAAAUAUGGUAACUCUGAUUGCAAACUCCAUAAAUGGCUGUAACAGUUAUCUUCGAUUGAUCGGCGAUAUUCCUUUAGGAACUGACAGAAAGUAUUUGGAUUUAAAGCAAAUACAGAUAACUCCAGAGAAAUUUACCCAGCUAUGUUCAAAAGGCAUGACAAGAAACUUAGAUAAAAAGCUCAUAUCUGAAUUGCUUAACACUGUAGGACACCAGCCACAUCAUAAUAAACUGGCGAGGUUCUCAACGAUACGAGCCGGGAAUGAAGGUGAACUCGGAUUCACCUACGAGGGAACUCAACUUCUUAAAGGUGUAAUGCUCGAUCAAACACCUUUUGGAAGAGAUUCUACCUUUGAUCCAUUUACAAUAGACGAAAAAAAUAGAUCAAUUGAACCUGAACACAACAUAAUCAAUAAUAAAGAAUUGUUAGGGAACGAAAUGGUUUUCAGUAGUGACGGAAGCUUAAUUGCAGCCUCUUUUAGAGCUUUGGUGUUCAAAUUAACUGAUGAGGUUGAUAAGCCGGAUGACACAUUUGCAGAUGCUAUACUUCUAAAUUUUCACUCUUUUGGUACUGAAGCAGAUCUGAUUGAUUCAUUAAUAGCAAGAUUUGAUUUGACGGAUAAAUCGUUGGCCAAUGAUAUUGGAAAUAAGUUUGGCCUAUAUUCUUCGAGAUCUUCGAGGCUGAAAAACAGGAGGAAGCUGGUUUGUAAAGUUUUUCAGACUUGGAUGGAAUCUUACUGGGAUUAUAAUUCUGGUCAAAAACAUCUUCCAACUUUGAUUAAUUUUUUCAAUGAAGGGGUUUCGUUUUAUCUGCCUUUUCAAGGUAAAUGCCUUCUUGAAACAGCAGCAAGGUUAUCAGCAGUGAAUGUGGCAUUCAAAAAAACCCAGGACACAGUGCCGAUGAUUAGGGAUCAAUUGUCUCCCAGAACUAUUAAUAAACUGAAAACUAGUUCGAUUUAUUCAGAUGUUUCGAACAGUAGUACGGAUAGCAGAUUAUCUGUCUUUUCACUGGAUGAAAAGGUAAUCGAGGAGUACGAGCUGACUAAGCUGCCAAGUCAGAAUACCAAUUCACUAUCCCUCCCACUUCCUGUUCUAAAUUUGGGGACAUCAUCUCUUUUAAGCAAACGCAAUCUUCAAGAUAUGGAAAAAUUGGUCCUCUCAUAUAGAUCUAUGCUAAAUUGUUCUAUCCCUUUGACGAACAGCAGCACUUUUUCCCCGAAAGAAGAUACACUGAGGCUCAUCUUUGAGUGGAAUGAAAUGAUCAUGUCAGGUGCAAAAGCUCCUCAAAAUAUUAUUCACAAUGAUAUUAAUUUGGCUGAUUUAAAUCCUCUUGAGCUUGCUAAACAAUUGACUCUUAUCGAAUCACACCUCUUUCUGGGCAUAAAACCUAGUGAGCUUUUAGACGAGAAUUUUUUGGGAAAGAAAAGUUCCCUCGGUCUGGCACCCAAUGUCAGAUCCAUAGUCAAUUUCACAAACGAAUUGUGUGACUAUGUAUUAGAGAGUAUUUUAUAUCCUCAAAUGACACUGAAGAAGCGUAUUGCAAGGUUGAAAUCGUGGCUCAAAAUCGCCCUGGCAACGACGUACUUUAGAAACUAUAAUUCUCUCACAUCAAUAAUGAUUGCUUUGCAAAAUCACGCAAUCACUAGACUGACAGGGGUUUGGAAUGGAUUAGAUAGUAAAGAAUACGAGCUUUACGAUUAUUUGUCUAAAAUAGUCCAUCCAAAUAACAACUUCAAAGUCUAUAGGAAAAAGUUGAAAAAAUAUGUGGAUGAAUCACCAUUUGGUGAACUUCAAUCUGAAAAGUCUCCCAUACCGGUAGUCCCAUUUUUCAAUUUGUUUUUGCAAGACUUGACUUUCAUUUAUGAAGGAAAUAAUACGUACAAAAGUCCUGAGUCAUUCCGCCCCAACAAAAUGGUAAACAUCGACAAAUUCCUAAAAAUAACCAAAACAAUCAACAUGGUUCGCUACUUCCAAGUAAAUUACAACACCUAUGAAGAACGGGAUGAAAAUGCUCAAUCUUUCUUUAACAUAAGCGCCCAAAUUGAUGUCGAUACGCAACAUAUCAAACCAAUCUCUUUGUUGCAGGAGUUCAUCUUCUAUGAAUUAUGGAGAGUUAACACCCUAUACAUUGCUAGCAAAGAUCGUGCAUAUCAAUUGAGCAUUCUGUCUGCGCCUCGUAAAUAA